UACCCAUUUGAGAAUUUUUUCUUAAUUUUAUCAUCUGGGUUGGUCACCUUUUUUUCUGUUUAGUUGUAAUACUGUUUUGAAUUGCUGUGUCACUGAAGUUAUUGUAGCUAUGUUUGCAUUCCAACAAUUGGGUUGGUCCAAAAAUUUGAACUUGUUUGCUUAAAUUAUGAUGGGUAUUUUUUGCAUUUGCAAUUUCUGUACUGGUUGGUCUGGUUUCUGGGUUCUGUUGUGCUUUCUGAUGUAUUUUUGUUAUUUAUGUACUUGGUGAGCAAUUUCACUACCUGGGUUGGUUUUAUGUUCAUCUUGUUAUAAUGUAAUGGGAUUGACAUUGGCCAUUGCAGUCUGGAGCAUUGAAUUUUUCUCGUUUUGUUGUUCCUUACUGAUUGUAACCGUGAAACAGAAUUUUGAUGAUGUCUUGGUUCCUGCUGAUCAUGUAAGCAGGAGUUAUAAUGAUACAUACUAUAUUGAUGCUGAAACUGUUUUGAGGUGUCAAACAAGUUCUCAUCAGGCAGAGUUAUUGAGAAGAGGACACACUCAUUUUCUUGUUACAGGAGAUUUAUACCACAAGGAUUCCAUAGACUCAACUCAUUACCCUGUGUUUCAUCAGAUGGAAGGUGUACGUGUGUUUUCACUAGAUGACUGGGAGGCAUCUGGUGUAGAUGCCACAUCUUAUGCAGCUGAGGACUUGAAGAAAUGUCUUGAGGGCUUGGCAAAUUUUCAUUGGCCCAACAGCAUAUACCUUCCUAACUAUGCAUGACAAAAGUGUGGCUGUAAGUAAAAUUGAUUUCACACAAGACUCAAUUCUGCAAUUAUGGGAUAUAUCAAAUUCUCUAGUCUUAAAAAAUUGUUCAAACCUAAAUCUAAUGCUUGACGACUUGGUCAUUAAUACUGUUGUUGGCUUUAUUGGUUUAAAAUCACUCACGAUUGAAAGAUGCACAAUAACGAAGUCAUGUCCAGUUAGAGGAUUGGCUGCCUGCUGUGACCUAC
Messenger RNA from Quercus lobata, 987 nucleotides. RefSeq names its product phenylalanine--tRNA ligase, chloroplastic/mitochondrial-like. The record is from RefSeq and is a predicted model, not a curated record. Gene Ontology annotation, molecular function: tRNA binding; phenylalanine-tRNA ligase activity; ATP binding. Gene Ontology annotation, biological process: phenylalanyl-tRNA aminoacylation. NCBI's taxonomy places the organism in Eukaryota, Viridiplantae, Streptophyta, Magnoliopsida, Fagales, Fagaceae. The transcript is spliced from 3 exons. Gene Ontology annotation, cellular component: cytoplasm; mitochondrion. Bases 317 to 757 code for a protein of 146 amino acids.